AUGGCUAUGGUUUUUGAGGGGGUUCACUGUCAAUGGCUGAAUAGUCAUGCAACUUUCUAUGGAGCCAACCAGAACCCCAGCACCCUUGGAGGAGCAUGUGGUUAUGACAACACCUUCCAUGCUGGUUUUGGGGUGAACACAGCAGCUGUAAGUGGUGCACUCUUUAGAGGUGGUGAAGCAUGUGGGGCUUGCUACCAAGUAAUGUGCAACUAUAGGCUUGAUCCAAAGUGGUGUCUCCGAGGAGCGGUAGUCACCGUCACCGCCACCAACUUCUGCCCUCCGAACAACCACGGAGGGUGGUGUGAUCCGCCUCGCCAGCACUUCGACAUGUCAAUGCCAUCUUUCCUCCGCAUUGCUCGACAAGGCAACGAGGGCAUAGUCCCUGUACUUUAUACAAGGGUGUCAUGCAAAAGGAGAGGGGGUGUUCGGUUCACCUUGAGGGGACAAUCAAACUUCAACAUGGUGAUGAUCUCUAACGUUGGAGGGAGUGGUGACAUUAGGGCUACAUGGAUCAGGGGCUCCAAAACAACAACAUGGUUGCCUAUGCACAGGAACUGGGGUGCAAAUUGGCAGACCAGCGUCGACGUUCGGAGCCAAACACUGUCUUUCAAGCUCAUAUUGGUUGAUGGGAAUACACUUGAAUUCUUCAAUGUUAUUCCUUCUUCCUGGAGAUUUGGACAGACUUUCACUUCUCAGAAUCAGUUUGCAUAG
Molecule: messenger RNA, 711 nt
Organism: Ilex paraguariensis (yerba mate)
Lineage: Eukaryota; Viridiplantae; Streptophyta; Magnoliopsida; Aquifoliales; Aquifoliaceae
Source: the annotation of a GenBank genome assembly